Umbelopsis ramanniana AG is the source of this 1100-nucleotide messenger RNA. RefSeq lists its product as uncharacterized. NCBI's taxonomy places the organism in Eukaryota, Fungi, Mucoromycota, Umbelopsidomycetes, Umbelopsidales, Umbelopsidaceae. Bases 149 to 1006 code for a protein of 285 amino acids. The record is from RefSeq and is a predicted model, not a curated record. The transcript has 2 exons.
AAAAACCUGUUACGUUUGCUGUGAUAACUCAAACAUUUUUCACAGAGGGCUUGGCUAAUGCUUCUACCGUCCGUCAACUACUUGGCUAAAGCUUCCACCGUCCAUCAAAUUUUAGUCAUCUAUCAAGGCCAAAGCAAAUCUGUGCAGGAUGCAUAACUUUUCACCAAGCCGAGCGAAAGCUAUCCAAAUCAAAUGGGUAAAUACGCAGACGGACGAUAUCAAACUUUAUUCAGAAGCUACUGGUGACCCAAAGGGCCAUGCCAUAGUAUUUGUCCAUGGAUUUGCUCAGGCCGGUCUGGCGUUCGAUCAUCAAUUUCACGAUCAUGAUCUCACAAACAGGUUUUACAUGGUGCGAUACGACAUGCGUGGCCAUGGCUGGUCUUCUGCUCCUGAUAGCUUGGACGCGUAUAACUCUGAUACCAAGUGGGGUCAGGAUUUGCAGUCGGUCAUUCAGGCAUGGGAUCUCAAAAACGUCAGUCUAGUCGGUUGGUCAUAUGGCGGUGUUGUGAUUAGCGAAUACGUACGAGUUGCAGGUCAAGAUAAUGUUGCCAAUAUGAUCUAUGUCGAUGCUUCUACUUCGAUUGGCAUUCCGGGCCCAAGUACUUUGAAUCCAAAUUACACCGCCAUCUUCCCAACUGUUGUUUCAACCGAUUAUGAAACAAGAAUGCUAGGAUUCAAGAGUUUCGUUGCAAUGAUCACUAAGGAACCGCUGUCACAGGAUACUUAUAUGAAGGCACUUGGAUGGAUGCUUGCGACGAAACCCAUCUGCUCUCAAGGAAUGCGCAAAAGGGUUUCGGACAAUACUGAGACUUUAAAAAAUCUGAGGAAGCCAACUUUAAUCAUUCAGGCUGACGAUGACCGUAUUCAGCUACCGCUUUGUUCCCAAAUGACUUUACAGUUGAUACCCAAUAGUAAAUUAGUUACUAUAGAUAACGCAGGACAUGCUUGCUUUCUUGAUCAACCUCAAGUUUUUAAUCAACUAAUCUCGCAAUUCAUCGGUCAUUAACAUACUGCAGUAGUGGUUUGCUGUCAAUAAAAAGUAGACAAUCGGUCUAUUGGAUGGGGGUCAUCCUGACCUAGCUAUUGAUACUGAAAAACGC